AUGCCUGCCGUUACCUUACACUUAAGAGCUGAAACUAAACCUCUAGAAGCACGUGCUGCUUUAACGCCUACCACAGUCAAGAAGCUGAUAUCCAAGGACUUCAAAAUAUACGUAGAAGACAGCCCACAGUCUACUUUCAACAUCAAUGAAUACCGUCAAGCAGGUGCCAUCAUAGUGCCCGCAGGUUCAUGGAAAACCGCUCCACGCGACAGAAUCAUCAUAGGUUUAAAGGAAAUGCCUGAAACAGAUACUUUCCCCCUAGUGCACGAGCACGUCCAGUUUGCCCACUGUUAUAAAGACCAGGCUGGGUGGCAAGAUGUCCUUAACAGGUUUAUCAAGGGCCACGGUACUCUAUACGAUCUGGAAUUUUUGGAAAAUGACCAAGGCAGAAGAGUUGCUGCCUUUGGUUUUUACGCCGGGUUUGCAGGUGCUGCCCUAGGUGUAAAAGAUUGGGCAUUCAAGCAAACACAUUCUGACGAUGAAGAUUUGCCCGCAGUAACCCCAUACCCUAACGAAAAGGCUUUGGUUAAAGACAUUACCAGGGACUACAAACAAGCUUUGGCCACGGGCGCCAGAAAACCAACUGUCUUGAUCAUCGGCGCUUUGGGGAGAUGUGGCUCUGGUGCCAUUGAUCUCUUGCACAAAAUCGGCGUUCCUGAUGCCAAUAUAUUGAAAUGGGAUAUGAAGGAAACCUCCCGCGGUGGUCCCUUUGAAGAAAUUCCACAAGCAGAUAUUUUCAUUAACUGUAUAUAUCUAUCAAAACCAAUUGCACCUUUUACCAACAUGGAGAAACUGAAUAACCCUAACAGAAGACUAAGGACUGUGGUGGACGUGUCAGCUGACACCACCAAUCCUCACAAUCCUAUCCCAAUAUACACGGUGGCUACUGUGUUCAACGAACCCACUGUGCUGGUACCCACCACUGUUGGGCCUAAAUUAUCUGUCAUUUCCAUCGAUCAUUUGCCCUCUUUACUACCAAGAGAAGCUUCAGAGUUUUUCUCGCAUGACCUUCUGCCAUCUUUAGAACUACUGCCUCAAAGGAGAACUGCUCCUGUUUGGGUUAGAGCUAAGAAACUGUUCGACAGGCACUGUGCUCGCGUUAGAAGAUCUUCAAGACUAUAG
This is a messenger RNA of Saccharomyces eubayanus, 1122 nucleotides long. RefSeq names its product saccharopine dehydrogenase (NAD+, L-lysine-forming) (gene LYS1). Gene Ontology annotation, cellular component: cytoplasm. NCBI's taxonomy places the organism in Eukaryota, Fungi, Ascomycota, Saccharomycetes, Saccharomycetales, Saccharomycetaceae. The transcript has a single exon. Bases 1 to 1122 code for a protein of 373 amino acids. The record is from RefSeq and is a predicted model, not a curated record. Gene Ontology annotation, molecular function: saccharopine dehydrogenase (NAD+, L-lysine-forming) activity.